This is a messenger RNA of Passer domesticus (house sparrow), 7383 nucleotides long. RefSeq names its product cyclic nucleotide gated channel subunit beta 1 (gene CNGB1). Bases 1103 to 5338 code for a protein of 1411 amino acids. NCBI's taxonomy places the organism in Eukaryota, Metazoa, Chordata, Aves, Passeriformes, Passeridae. The transcript has 34 exons. The record is from RefSeq and is a predicted model, not a curated record. Gene Ontology annotation, cellular component: intracellular cyclic nucleotide activated cation channel complex; photoreceptor outer segment; plasma membrane. Gene Ontology annotation, molecular function: protein-containing complex binding; intracellularly cAMP-activated cation channel activity; intracellularly cGMP-activated cation channel activity. Gene Ontology annotation, biological process: monoatomic cation transmembrane transport; retina homeostasis.
GCAGAAUUGAUGGUUCAUCUUCCUGGUAAGCAGAAGGUGCAGAGUACAAGCAGGCUCCCAGGGGCUGAAAGCAAACACCAGCAGAGUAUGCUGAGUGGUUUUGCCCCUGCUAGAAUUGGAAUGAUCCCUCCCCAGGGCAAAACUCCUUCCUGAGAGCUUCGGGGCAGGAGCAGGCAGGAAUCUCUUCCUGCCAGAAGGGAGCAGCUGUUCAGUGGGUAGAAGCUGCUGCAUGUUGUGCUCUGCAAUCUCAGCCCCACAUAAAACUGUCCAAGCUUUUCCUGAGGCUUUGUUUUGCAUCCCCCAUCCUGUGACAGCAAGAGAGGAGCCUGCUACAGAGAUGCUGGGGUCAGGCACGAUGGGUACCUGUUGCCCACCAGGAUGGAGACACCCAUGGACACAGGGAGGAAGCAGGGCAGGGAGCUCAGGGCAUGCAGAAACAGGCUGGAAUCCAUGGAUUCCAGGGUGUCAUUGUUGCCAAGAUUAGGGGCAGUGGGAAAGGCUGGCAGUCGUGCAGGGCUGGAGGUAAACGGAUCAAGCAGCAAUUGGCAGGCUCAGCAAGGGGAGGCUUAGCCCAACCCAGCCCAGAUUUGCUGUGGUUGCUCGGGAGCUGGGGCAGAGCUGUGGGUGGAGCACCCUUGGCACAUCACCCUGUGUCACCCCACGGGGUUUCAGCAGCUCCACUGUGCUCCUCUGCACAUCCCUGCACAUGGGUGAGACGAGCUCCUUUCUCACAGCGCUGCCGCACCCUGCACCAAAGCCAGGCUGGCUGCUGGGAGCGGGGGCACUCAGGACAGCUGGGUGCCAGUAAUCCCAUUUGCAGGCAGCCCAGGGCUAAUCCUCGCAGAGCCCUGAGCCGAUUGAGGUGGGCCGGGGGACAGCGGCAGUGAGCUGCAGUGCUGAGGGAGCCCACGCGUCCCAGGGUGGCUUCCCAGGGAGGCAGUGCUGAGCCUGCAGGGGACCUGGAAACAGAAGGACACCAAGGACCUUCUUGGGCUGCUCAGGAGACAGCCCAGUGAGCAGCUGGCAUUCCCUGGGCAGUGGCACCCCUGCUGCUGGGCUCCUGCCAGCUGGAGACCCCUGGGCACGGCCCGCAGGCAGCGGGAUGAUGGGCUGGAUUGACCGGGUGGUGCCCCAGCCCCCGGUGCCCCGUGUGACAGAGGAGACCCCUGUGCAGCCAGCUAAGGCACCCCCAGGAAAGGCCGGUGGCCCCACAGAUGCUGCUGAGCGGGCACGCACUGAGGAAACGGAAAAGAAAGUGGCCUUUGUGGUUUCUGAGGACUCGAGUUCUGUGUUUGACAGUGUGGGGAGCAGUGUGCUCUCCUGGCUCUCCCAGGGGCUGGAGAAGGUGAUUCCCCAGCCAGCCCCAGCCCCAGGGCUGCAGGCACUCGGGAAGAGCUUCGAGACAAGCAUCGACAUUGCUGAUGAGACAGAGGUCCAGGUCCUUGGGGAUGAGGACGACGAUGGCCUGGAGAUAACUCCCUUUGAUGCCGAGGAGGAGGAUGUCUCCGAGGGCGAGCCGGAGAGCACCCCGGAGCAGUGGACAGGAAAAGGGGUGCUCAGCUGGCUCUCACAGGGCUUCGAGAGGAUUUUGCCGCAGCCAGAGGGGAUGAAAAAGCCAGAGACAGAGCCGAAGGAGAGGAGCGAAGGCGCGGUGGAAGGCGCAGAAGGGGCUAAAACCCAGGCGAAGUCAAAAUGCAGCCCUCCAGGCCCUCAGAGCGCCGCAGCAGCAGCAGCCCAGGGCCAGCCGGAGCCGGGGGCCGCCCUGAGCCCUCAGACCGCGGCUGCGGAUGGCACCAGGAUGUUCAGCUGGUUUGUGCAGGGGCUGGAGAAGGUGAUGCCACAGCCGGUGACCAGGGAGAAGCCAGACACACAGGGAGGGGCCACAGCAACCUCGAGUCCUGUGGAACAAAUUCAUGUAGUCCCUGGGGAGCAGGAGGAAACCCAUCCCACCCUGCAAGAGAUUGGUGAUGGCCAGGUUAACGAAGAGAUGCCGGCCUGCGCUCACCAGGCUGAGCUGCAGGCAGAUGCUCGUUCCCUUCCCACCAUCCAGGAGGAACCUCAGGAAGAAGAAACCAGACUGGGCUUGUGCUCCCCGAACACUACCAGGGGCGAUGAGGAAAAGGAGGAGGAGGAGGAGAAAGAGGAGGAGGAGGAGGAAGAGAGGAAGAAAGAGGAAGAGGAAAGGAAGAAAGAGGAGGAGGAGGAGGAGAGGAAAAAAGAGGAAGAGGAGAUGAAGCAAGAGGAGGAGGACAGGAAAGAGGAGGAAGAAGAGAGGAAGAAAGAGGAAGAGGACAGGAAAGAGGAGGAAGAGGAGAGGAAGCAAGAGGAGGAGAGAAAAAAGGAAGAAGAGGAGAGGAAGCAAGAGGAGGAGAGAAAAAAGGAAGAAGAGGAGAGGAAGAAGGAGGAAGAGGAGAUAAAACAAGAGGAGGAGGACAGGAAAAAAGAGGAAGAGGAAAGGAAGGAAGAAGAAGACAGGCAAAAGGAGGAAGAGGAGAGGAAGCAAGAGGAAGAGGAGAUUAAGCAAGAGGAGGAGGACAGGAAAAAAGAGGAAGAGGAGAGGAAGGAAGAAGAAGAGGAGAGGAAAAAUGAGGAAGAGGAGAAGAACCAAGAAGAAGAGGAGAUGAAGCAAGAGGAGGAGGAGAGGAAAAAAGAGGAAGAGGAGAGAAAGCAAGAGGAAGAGGAGAACAGGGAAAAUGAGGAAGAGGAGAGGAAGAUAGAGGAGGACAGGAAAAAAGAGGAAGGGGAGAGGAAGGAGCAGGUGAAGAAGAAGGAGGAGAAGAGGAAGAAGGAGGAGGUGAAGAAGAAAGAGGAGAAGAGGAAGGAGGAGAAGAGGAAGAAAGAGAAGGAGAGAAAAAAAGAGAAGGAGAAGAAGAAAGAAGAAAAGAGGAAAGAGGAGGAGCAGGAGGCGAGUGCAGAACCCCUGCUGCAGCCUCCUUGUCUCCCUGCUGAUGAGGGUGUGGAUGAAGCCUGCCUUGCCCAGGAGGCCCCCAGGGCUGAGCAGCUGGAGGAAGCUGAGAUAAGUAAUCUCCAAGGUGCCCUUGUGCAGGUGGAAGAGGAGACAGCUGAAGCUGCCAAAGCCGAUGCUGAAGGUCAUUCUCCCACCGUGGAGAUCCAGGAUGUGGACAGCCCAGGCCUUGCUGUGGAGAUCCACGGCACCCACGGAGAGCUGCCUGCUGCCGGCGCUCCCAACCUGCUGGCGGUGCCCGGCACUGCAUCCCCCAGGAGGAAGCAACUGCUCCCAGAGGAUGCUCUGGACAUGGGGCUGGUGAGCCAGGGGCUGGGCUGGGACCAGGAGCAGAGGGAAAGCCUGCCCGAGCGCAUCGGCUCGGCCUCGAGCCUGAGCAGCGCCGUCAUCAACACCCGGCUCCAGGAGCUGGUGAGGCUCUUCAAAGAGAGGACUGAGAAGGUGAAGGAGAAGCUGAUUGACUCUGAUGUCACCUCAGAUGAUGACAGCCCUGUGGCAUCUCCCACCAAGCCAGCACCUGCAGCAGCAGCAGUGCCUGCCCCAGGAGGGGAGCUGGAGGGGGACAAACCUUUGGGGGAUGACCACUACUGUGAGAUGCUGUGCUGCACGUUCAAGCACCGGCCCUGGCUGGACCACCUGAAAAGCUACCAGUUCCCCAGCAGCAUUGACCCUCUCACCAAUCUGAUGUACGUGCUGUGGCUGUUCUUCGUGGUCAUGGCCUGGAACUGGAACUGCUGGCUGAUCCCUGUCCGCUGGGCCUUCCCCUACCAGACUGCAGCCAACAUCCACUACUGGCUGCUGGUGGAUUACCUCUGUGACCUCAUUUAUCUGCUGGACAUCCUCAUCUUCCAGACCCGGCUGCAGUUCGUGCAGGGGGGAGACAUCAUCACUGACAAAAAGGCCAUGAAAGAGAACUACCUGCGAUCUCAGCGCUUCAAGAUGGAUGUGCUGUGCUUGCUGCCCCUGGAUUUCUUCUACUUCAAAGUGGGCGUCAACCCCCUGCUGCGCUUCCCUCGCUGUCUGAAGUACAUGGCCUUCUUCGAGUUCAACAGCCGCCUGGAGGCCAUCCUGACCAAGGCAUACAUCUACAGAGUGAUUCGGACCACUGCCUAUUUACUGUACAGCCUGCAUGUGAACUCCUGCCUGUACUACUGGGCCUCAGCCUACGAAGGACUGGGCUCCACCACCUGGGUCUAUGAUGGGGAAGGAAACAGCUACAUCCGCUGCUACUACUGGGCAGUGAAAACCCUCAUCACCAUCGGGGGCCUGCCAGACCCCAAGACACUGUUUGAGAUUGUCUUCCAGCUGCUGAACUACUUCACAGGGGUCUUUGCUUUCUCUGUCAUGAUAGGGCAGAUGAGAGAUGUGGUUGGUGCUGCUACUGCAGGACAAACGUACUACCGGAGCUGCAUGGACAGCACCAUCAAAUACAUGAACUUCUACAGGAUCCCCAGAGCAGUUCAGAACAGGGUGAAGACGUGGUACGAGUACACGUGGCACUCCCAAGGCAUGCUAGAUGAAUCAGAGCUGCUGGUGCAGCUGCCAGACAAGAUGAGGCUGGACAUCGCCAUCGACGUCAACUACAACAUCGUGAGCAAAGUGGCCCUUUUCCAGGGCUGUGACAGACAGAUGAUCUUUGACAUGCUGAAGCGGCUCAGAUCUGUGGUCUACCUGCCCAACGACUUUGUGUGCAAGAAGGGAGAAAUAGGCCGUGAGAUGUACAUCAUCCAGGCGGGGCAGGUGCAGGUGCUGGGGGGACCCGACGGCAAAUCCGUGCUGGUGACUCUGAAAGCUGGAUCUGUCUUCGGGGAAAUCAGCCUGCUGGCAGCAGGAGGGGGAAAUCGCCGGACAGCAAACGUCGUGGCCCACGGCUUCGCCAACCUUUUUAUUUUGGAGAAGAAAGACCUGAACGAGAUUUUGGUGCAUUACCCGGAGUCGCAGAAGCUGCUGCGUAAGAAAGCCAAGAAAAUGCUGAGAAGCAACGACAAACCCAAAGAUGAGAAGGGCGGCCCCGGAGAUGCCCUGGUCAUCCCCCCGAGGGCUGAGACCCCCAAGCUGUUCCGGGCUGCCCUGGCUGCCUCGGGGAGGAUGGGGGGCAAGGGGCCCCUGGGGCGGCUCCGCUGGAGGCUGAAGGAGCUGCAGGCGAUGCAGGAGGCGCAGGGUUCCAGUGUCAGCCCAACCCCACCAAAAUCACCAGUGCACCAGAGAUCGCCUGUCGCGUCCCACAGAGCGCAAACCCGCCUGGGAGGAGAAAUAUCCUCAGAAUCUCCUGAUCAUUCAGUCACCAUUCGUGUGACUUCCACAGCAAAAGAAGAUGAGGAAAUCCUUGCUGCUGAGAUUUCAGAGAAAGAUGAAAAAAAAGAAGAGCAAUGAAACAGCAGCAGGUCCCAGGGCAGGCGUAGGAGUCAGGCAAAUGCCUGGGCUAGCAGAUUUUUGUUGUUAAUGAUUUCCAUGCAGUGGCUGUAGGUUUGCUAUGUGCUGUGGGUAGGAUCUGCCUCUCUCUUCUGCUCAGACCCUCAAUCACUGCUGAUAAAACCCUCUGCCAUUUGACCCAGAACCACAUAAGGUUCCUCCACUCUGGAGAUCCAUUGGCACCUUUAUGAAUUUCCCACUAAAUCUCAGGUCAGCCCUCUUGCUUUGAAAUCUGGCCUUGUGGAGGGAGAGCUAUGGAAAAAUUGCUUUUUAUGGCUCUGGGUGGUUAAUGAGUGUUCAGACAAAGCAUGAAGAGUUAUUCACCUCUGACAGCUGAGUCACCACUUGGCUAGAAACAAGGAAGGAAAAAAAACAACAAGGUUUCUCUGUUGGGCUCAAGGUUGACAGCAGCAGUGGGGAGUGAUUCAUCUGAAAAGGAUGUGGACUAUGCUCACAGGCCAAGCUUGAUUUGCUCACAGAUCAAGCUGUGGUGAGAAUGCCAAGCUCUGUCCCCAAGUGCACAGGCUGCAAGAUGCUUGAGGGUCCCCUCGUGGUGCCAAGACCACCUUGGCUUUGCACUGGGAAGAAUUCUUGCCAGCUGUCCACUCUGGGAAGGUGGUGGACUCUCCAUUCCUGGGGCUCUUAUGGGAGAUUUGAUGGGCAUCUUUCAAGGAUAGGGAAAACUGUCCUGGGUGAGAUGUUCCUGGAGGUCUUUUCCAGCCUUGGGAUUUUUCUGUGCUGCCACUGCUGGGAGGGAUAAACAGAGAGCAGGAAGGGAGAAGCUGAGCUGGCUCCCAGCUGGGAGGGGAAAGAGAAGUGCAGUAAGGGCUCUCCUCUGCCAGGCAGUGUUUCAGAACCUGUAAUGUGCCAACAAGUGUCCACAAGCAGGCAGGUGCUCCCUGAACUCAUUGCUGGGCCUCAGUGGCAUCCCCAUUUCCAGCAGGCAAUUCCCAGCCCUUCAGCCACCUCAGACUGGCUCUUGGCCACAUUUCCCACGGAGAGAGAAGCCACUGGUACUGCUGAUCACUGAAGCCAUGAGGUCACUCUCCCAGCUGUGCUGGGACCAGGUGCUGGAGGGGAAGGCAAACAUCUGCUCAGCAGCCAGCACCCAGCCGAUGGCUCGAGGUGUCCCAUCUUCUUCCAGCACCACCAGCUCCUUCCUCAUCCUCCUCAAAGCCAGCACCCAGCAGAGAGAGCUGCAGGUGAGCUGAGAGGAGGUGAGAAGCAGAGAUGAGGUGGUGCUGGAUGAGGUUUGCAGAUCCUCUCCAGGUUUUUGGCUGUCCAAUCCCCACAGCACCACUGGCUGCAUGGAGAGGAGCCACUUUCCAUCCUCUGGAGGAGAAGCUGGGGCAGGUUUUGCUGCAGGGAGCAGCCCUGUCACCGUGGCCAAGGGACUCCCCAGGUGUUCAGCAAAUGCAGUGAGCAGUGCUGCAGGUUCCACAGGUCUGGCUGUGACACACGGAAGGGUGGCAGUGCUGGUGUCACCCCCUGGGUGAUCCCUCUUCCCAUCAGCGGCCCAGGGCUGAACUUCACCUCCUUUGGGAUCUUCUUUUGUUGCUUUUUUCCCCCUCCUCUCUUGCAAAAUGUAUGGGUUUCUGUGGCAAAAAAAAAAUAAAGCCAGAAUAGAUGUUAGUAUUAGUUAAUAAUGUCUUGCUUUCUUUUUAAACAAAUGUAAUGAGCUCCACUGUACUGCAGGAGGGUCUGAAGCCACCACAUUGCAGGGGAGAGCCUGCACUCACCCAAACCUCCCCAAAUGCUUCUCAUCCUCAGUCAUUUGCAAGUGGUUUCCUGCCAGGUAGAAGAUUUUGGUAGGGAGUGCAAAGCUGGGGUGUUUUUUUGCACUCUUUAAAUAUUUAUAUAAUCAAACCAGGAAACGUGCAAAAAUCAAACUGGAGCUCUGAUUUACUUCAAUGAUUUAAUAUUCUUUAGAAGAAGCAUUUAAAUAAAUAGUGGGCUGUAAUUGCUCUCAUAAUUCACUGUAUCUACAAUAAACACCAUGUAGAUUA